Trichogramma pretiosum is the source of this 3413-nucleotide messenger RNA. Its product is annotated as palmitoyltransferase ZDHHC6-like. Lineage: Eukaryota; Metazoa; Arthropoda; Insecta; Hymenoptera; Trichogrammatidae. Gene Ontology annotation, molecular function: palmitoyltransferase activity. The transcript is spliced from 8 exons. The record is from RefSeq and is a predicted model, not a curated record. The coding region runs from base 277 to 1542 and encodes 421 amino acids. Gene Ontology annotation, biological process: protein palmitoylation. Gene Ontology annotation, cellular component: Golgi apparatus.
UUGAGCUUCUCUCAUGUAAAAACGAAAAACAGCUAUACUGUUGUUUAAAGUGCAGUCGGCAAGUAAUAACUGUGAAAAAUAUAGUUGUACGUAUUCACUUUACGGCACCAGCAAAAAUGUAGAUGAGAUUGAAAAGAGACAACCUGUAAAAAAAUUGUGAAGGCUAGCAGUUCAAGAUUGGGAUGAUGAACAUACACUUUUUCCGAUAAUUGCGAAUAAAAUUGAUUUUGUUUGAUUGUCAAUGAUCGUGUCUACGCUUUUCAUGUCGCCGGCAAAAUGUGUUUUGCAGUUUUCAAAAGAAUUUGCAGCUGGGGGCCGCUCGUUGCUCUCGCCAUAAUCAAGUUAAUUACUUCAAUGACCCUACACUGCUGCAGAAAUAAAUUAGUCUCAAAUGGAAUAGGUGUUACAGACCCAAGUUUUAUUGCAUUCAUGAUUUUCAGUGGUUUGACGUUAUAUCAUUUUAUCAACUCUGUUUAUGAAGGACCAGGUUAUCUACCAUACAAAUGGAUGCCAGAAAAUUUUAAUGAUGUUAAAUAUCUGCAAGCUUGCAACUUUUGCAAUGGAUACAAGGCUCCUAGAUCUCAUCAUUGCAGAAGAUGCAAUCGCUGCAUAUUAAAAAUGGAUCAUCAUUGUCCAUGGAUAAAUAAUUGCGUUGGUCACAAAAAUCAUGGAUAUUUUACUGCUUUUUUGGCUAGUGCAGUGGUUGGUUGUUGCAUCUCAACUUACAUACUAAUCAAUUGGAUGAUAACUUUACUCUAUAUGAGACAAAGGUUUCCAUAUCAAUUUCCAUCUGUAUUGGUUUUAUUUUUAGUAAUCACUAGCAUUGGAUUUUCUAUUGGAGUAGUUGUUGCAGUGGGAAUGCUUUUAUAUUUUCAAAUAUCAUCUAUAGUUAAAAAUCAAACUGGAAUUGAAAGUUGGAUUUUAGAAAAAGCUAAUUAUCGUAGAUCCACUACGGCUGAAGAAAUAUUUGUAAAUCCAUAUUCUAAAGGCUGGCUUUUCAACAUUAAGCAAGUGGUUUCUUGGCAUUGUAACGCUCCAGGAAAUGGAAUUGACUGGCCUGUUGCUGAAGGCUGUGAUCAAUAUACUUUAACUCGAGAACAAUUAGCUCAAAAGUAUGAAAAACGGAAACGUGCGAGAAAAUACAGAGUUAUAAAGAAAGCUACUGGAUCAUGGUGUCCAAUUAGUCAUGGUUUCAAAACCUUAUGUUCGCCACCAAUUACAGAUGAGGCUAGAAUUAAGCUUGAUGUAGGAGAUUUAGUUAUAGUAACUCGAUGGCGAAAUAAGUGGUUGUUUGGGGAAAAAGAAGGUGUCAAAGCAGUUGUUGAUGGCAAAGAUAAUCGAGUUCGAGGCUGGUUUCCGCGAGCUUGUGCCAUACCAUUGACCGAAAGACCAGAAGAUAAUGACAAUGACGCAUCAAACAUGCAUAACUGUGCAUCAGAUGAUGAAGUGAAGUACUUGAGCCAAAACACAUCGAGCUUAUCGAAAUCAACCGAGACAGACCCAGUUUCUCAUCAUUCAAAGAAGAGAAAAAAAGAUAAAUGAUACCUGAAUUGGUUUAAAAGAAAACAAUUAGAAGAAGUCAAUGGAAAAGAAGGUGUACUCAUGUAAUUCCGAAUAAUUUUUCGAAAUGGCACGUUCGCUAUAGUGAAAAUAUUAAACAAGGUACAACUAAACUGAAAUAAUAUUUUGUGUAGAAUAGAUAAGCUAUAAGAAUUAAAUGAAAGAAGCGAAUCGCGCGAUUAACUUUUUAAUUUACGUAUAAAUCAGCGAGUCAUUUAAAGUAAUUUAAAUUAUUUAUAAAUAAGUAUUUCCCGCAUAAAUAUCAAAGUCGAUCCCGCAACGUAUAAAAAGCAAAGGCCAAAAAAAGAUCAGCUUAGCUUUCGUAUGGCCAGCUUCGAUUUAAUGCACAAUUGACCAAAGGCUUUUUCUCUCUUUGGCGCGCGCGUACACGUACGUUUCAAUUGUGUGUGCUCUUGCGCGCGUGCAUAUGCAAUGUGUAUAAUAUCGGUCGGUGACCUACUUGCAUAUUAUCCUCGACGGGCCAACGGCUCUCUGUUCACUCGUGCACCGCUGCCUUUCAUCGCUAUUAAGCAUUCACACCUCUGAAAGAGUAGCAGCAGCAGCAGCAGCAGCCUAGCUAGGCGUACGUAUAACACGUAUACGUAUACACGCGUCCGUGGCGAACAAUUUCUCUCAUCAGUUUUGUCGCGCGCGAGCAUGGCAGCGGGCUGCGGGCUGACAAUUUCGCUGAUUUACCUUGUAUGCGCUUUUUGAAGAUUCUCCGCGCGCGGGCCUCUGCCGAUAUUCGCGAAUCACUUCACGUAUUAUCGAAGCAGCGGCACGCAUCGCGCGAAGCACAAUUAGGGGUCGAUUAUUGUGCCACACCCUGGCCGCGUCGAUCGUACAUUCGACGAGAAUCAUUCAUCGGUGCGGGCUCGAAAUACAAAUUUCAACUUCCAUCUUUCAACUAUUUUCCAUUUUUUUGUACAAUUAUUUACUUAGACAACGGCUCGAGUUCGGAGUAUCGAAUAAGUUUCGAAUAGAUGCGUUGGUUGUACGACAACUCGUGCAUGUAAGGGAUGUCGAGCGAAAACGAUACAAGCUUUCGCAGAUACGUAUCGCUCGUUUCCGGUCAUAUGUAUCGGUACAACUUCGAAUGCGUCGCAUUCAACAGUCUUAGAGCGCGCUGAUAAACUUCUGUAAGACCUUAAAUAAGUUUUCGCUCGCGAGACAACUUUCCAUAACAGGCAGUAAGCAUGACCUUAUUUUCUUUCGCUUCCAUUUUUGCCGAGGAUUCGUUCGCGCCGAGGUAUAUAUACUUAAAUAGACACGAGUAAAUGCAAUCGUUUACUCGAAGCGUUCUUUUUGUAACUUUCUUUGGAAAAAGAAGCGUUUCUGAAGGAUCUCGUUUGCAUGGCAAAAGUUAAUUUUUUCAUUCCAAGUUUAUUUUACGCGUCAAAAUUAAAUUUUUAAUGGCAGAUGAUCGAUCAUCCAUAAUCCUGCGAAUUUAACAUGCGCAUUUUCUUAUUAAGAUUCGACUGAAUGAAACAUUUAUCACGAAGCAUUUAAUAUUAUUUUUAAAGCAUUCGUACAAAUAAAAGGAGUUGUAUAAUUCUAUGAUACUUUUUUAUUUCCAGUUAUAAAUUUAUAUUAUUUUUAUAUUUUAAUUUAAUAUUUAUUAAUUAAAUUAAGUCAAUUGUUCAAAUACUGUACUUGAGUGAUAGAACUGAAAAAAAUCCGAAUAAUUUAUGUUAUAUCUUGAUCCAAGAUGAAGGACCAUUAGAAAUUCAGUCAUAUAAUGAUAUUAACCGUCGAACAAAGUCAAGUGUAGUCAUGUAUAAUCGACGUUAAAAAUUUGUAUCCAUGUAAAAAUAAAAAAAAUGAAUGUUGAAAUAAUACUUAUUAUAAAAAAC